AACGCCGAGCGACCGGGCGUGGGCGCCGGCGGAGGUCGACGUCCGGGCGGGCAGCAGGCGGUGGGCGUCGCUGCUGCUGCCUCCGCGUCAUGGAGUGCACUGCCGUGGCAGUCUGCGAGAUUUUGAAAUAUUUAAUAAUUCACUGGAAGUGUGAAACAGCAGGAACAUCAAAGGGAGCAUUGCUAGAAGGACAGCUAGUGAUUUCCAUGGAAGCAUUAAAUUCUAAGCAUCAGGCAAAUACUCUUCAUUGUGUAACAACUAUUGCUUCUGCAGGAAGCAUUUAUGGUGGUUUGGUUCUCAAGAAGUUCCUAAAAGAAAUACAAUCUAUACUGCCCGGAUUCUCUGCAAAACUGAAUUGGACUUCAGAGGAAGCCAGCUAUUCUCAGGACAUAUCAGGGGUCACACCAUUCCAGAUGAUUUUUGAGGUUGAUGAAAAGCCCAGAACUUUGAUGACAGAUAGUUUGGUGAUAAAGAAUUUUUUACAUAAAAUUGUCAUGGUACACCCUAAGAUUAAAUUUAAUUUCACUGUAAAGGUGAAUGGAGUCCUUUCCAUGGAAGUCUUUGGGACAAAGAAUGAACCCACUUUGAACCUAUCAAAUGGAAUUGCUCUUGUUAUAAGCUGUCAGCAUUAUGUGAGUAGACCAAAAUUUGGUACAGCUGAAUUACUCUGCAGCAGAAUCCAUCCUGUGCUAGGACAUCCAGUAAUGCUUCUCAUCCCUGAUGACAUGGCUGGCUUGGGCUUGUUGGGAGAGCUGAUACUGACUCCAGCGGCUGCUCUGUGUCCCUGCCCAGAGGUCUUUUCGAACCAGCCGAGUAGGAUUUCUUCGGUUUCCAUAUUUCUAUAUGGACCCUCAGGUCUGCCUCUGAUAUUGCCAAGUCAGGAGCAGCCAACUACUACUGUCUUCAAAGAUACCUCUUAUUUCAUUGACUGGAAGAAAUACCACUUGUGUAUGGUGCCCAAUUUGGAUCUCAAUUUGGAUAGAGAUUUGGUGCUUCCAGAUGUGAGUUAUCAGGUGGAAUCCAGUGAGGGAGAUCAGUCUCAGAAUAUGGACUUCCACGGACAAACUCUGCUGCUUUUUCUCUUUGUGGAUUUUCACAGCGGAUUUCCAGUCCAGCAAACAGAACUGUGGAGUGGAAUCAAGAAACAUCACCGGCGUUACUUGGCCUUGAUGCAGCAUCUCUCUCAACUACAACAUAAGGAGCUGCUCCCAGAGAAAAAUGCAGAGCAGAGCACAGAGGAUGCACAUGAGAACAGCAGCCUGGAACUCCUUGCAGGGACCAGCGGGCAAGUGGAAAACAGGAGGCUCAAGAGGGGCUGCCUCCGGCAGGGCAUAGAGGAGACGCGGGCCUUCCACUCUGCCAGUACCCGGAGCCCGUCAGAGGCUGCCGCGUGCCGCACGAAGCCCACAGGGCCCUCCCCGACGCCUAGCGGGAGCAGGGGGAGCCCCGGGGGCGGCCUGGAGGACUCGCUCUGGCAGCAGGAGGUCUCCAAUCUAUCCGAGUGGCUGAGUCCCGGCCCUGAGCCCUAAGCUGGGGAGUCCCACCCGCCCCCAACCCCGUGCUUCCACGACUCCCCGGCAGCUGUUGGCGCCGCGUGCUGUCUGUUGUUCAAUAAACUUGCUCGGCGCGCGCCGCCUCUGCUUCAGUGUUGGGGGCGGGGUCAGGGCGGGGCGCCCGCGCUGCCGGAUGACGUCG
This is a messenger RNA of Leptonychotes weddellii (Weddell seal), 1695 nucleotides long. Lineage: Eukaryota; Metazoa; Chordata; Mammalia; Carnivora; Phocidae. The record is from RefSeq and is a predicted model, not a curated record.